This is a messenger RNA of Erinaceus europaeus (western European hedgehog), 12454 nucleotides long. It is a transcript of the gene DNAH7, whose product is annotated as dynein axonemal heavy chain 7. The record is from RefSeq and is a predicted model, not a curated record. Gene Ontology annotation, biological process: microtubule-based movement. Bases 53 to 12127 code for a protein of 4024 amino acids. Gene Ontology annotation, cellular component: dynein complex. The transcript is spliced from 65 exons. Gene Ontology annotation, molecular function: calcium ion binding; ATP hydrolysis activity; dynein intermediate chain binding. Lineage: Eukaryota; Metazoa; Chordata; Mammalia; Eulipotyphla; Erinaceidae.
CCGGGCAGCACCCUAGGGCACCCUCCCAGCGCCCUCCUGGCGCCCUGCAGCCAUGAGCAGCGAGCAGGACAAACCGGCUAGCAAAGAGAAGUUCAAGGCAGCAGUAACCUUCUUACCGCCAUUGUCUACGGACAAACCAGUCGUCAAAGAAAGAGUCAAGACGCCAACAAGAAUCUUGCCACACUUGACUCUGGUGAGCAGCAGGCCCCAGUGGCAGCAUGCAGCCCCGUCGUUCCAUCUGAAUGUAGCGCAGGAUGAAGGCGUUCCUGAGCAGUUCAGCGUCAGGAACGAGCUGUCCUAUGCUGAAUACAUGGAGCAAUUUGGGAAAAAGGGGAAACUGGAUCAAACUGAAGACAGCCGAGCCGGGCCAUCUACCUCCAAAUCAAAGACCAAGUCUCCACACAAGGAGCGAGAAAACUUCAGAAGCACUCUUGUCAACGUGAUUAUGCAACAGAAUAGCCCUGCCCUGACGCCUGCCGCCCCUGAAGAGAGCAGAUUGCCCCAAACAGCCAGCUCAGCGGUAGAGAAAGACAUCUUGCGGUACUACUACUACGUCAGCCACGGCAUCGACACGGACCACGUCGCCCCCAUGGAGGACUCGUGGCUGCAGAAUGUGCUGGAUCUGGUUCCCCAGCACCUCAAGGUCCUGACCAACAGCAUCCUCACGCUGUCUGACGAGAUGAGGGAAGACUACCUUCUCAGCGUCAAAAAAUCCAUAGUUGACUUUGUUUUGAAAGAUCCUAGAGAGAAGGAAGAUGAUAAACGGGCAGAGCAGCUCCCGCCUCACCGCGCCGAAAUGGAAGUUCUCCCCAAGCCCUGGAGAAGGUCCUUCGUGGCCGCGAGCAGCUACGUCAGGGACCACCUGAACGCCAUGAACCCCACGAUGCUGGCCGUGCUAGGCUUGUGGCACAGCAGUUAUGAAAAGCUGCGCUUAGUGGAUAUAGAAGAAUUCCACAGUCGUCAGGAUGCCCUAGAGCUCUCGAUGUUCCAAAGUAUUGUCAUGAGACACAUGGAAAACGCCAAGGAAACUCUGCUUAAAACGUGGUUUCCAGAAGUGCAGAAUAUUUACUAUCAGGGCAAUAAAAAAAAGCAGUUGCCAGUGGGCGAAAACAGUGCGAAACUGGAGUCUUUCUUCAACUGCGCUUCUGCACUGAUGACCUUACAGCUGCAGGACCUGGCCUUGGUCUCCAUGCAGGAUUUCACAGACUUGAUUGCCCAGCCUCCAGAUUCUGUCAGAGCUUUCGAGCACCCUGGCUUCGUGAUGAGGCUGAUUCUUGAUAACGACGCCAUCAAGUUUGAACCUGAGUUCAACGACUAUGUAGAGAUCCUUCUGAAUGUUUAUGAUGUCAUGAUCAAAGCAGUUAGCUUUGUACCAAGGGUAGAAACAAAAUUGUACUCCAAAUGGGAAAAUGACUCUAAACCAGCCACCCUGAAGCCCAUCAUCCUGGACGAAAUCAUCAACGCUCACAAGCAGAAGAUCAGGGAAGUGAUCAUGAAAGAGAGCGUGGCCCCCAUAGAGCACCUCAGGAACUACGACAAGUACAACUUUCUCAUCACCAGACAGGCGGAGCGUGACGUGGACGUGUUCCUCGCAGAAAACCACAACUACGAGAGGAUCAUAGAAGAAAUCCGCAAAUACCAGCGGCUCAUCGAGGACAUCCAGUACACGUCCAGAAAGACUGUCCGUUUAGGCAUGUUUGAAAUGCGCUGUGAAGAACUGAUCAGAGCUUUGGUCAAGCGAGCAGAAGUCAUUUGUGGAAGACUUAUAGCUAAAAUGUCCAGAGAUCACCAGGAAGCAAACACAAGACUGUGUGAUGAGUUCGAAGUCAUAGCUGAAAAGGCUCUCAGCACUCCGCCCAACACAGCAGAGCUGAUGGAAAUGAAGGCUUAUAUCCAGAAAGUGGAGGCGCAGGACAUGGCAGCCUUGGAGCAGAGGCUGAUGGACUCUAAGAACUGCCUCGCCUUCCUCAUUGAGUGCACCAGCUUCUCUCCAGCAGACAUCAGGCUGAAUAACAACGUUUUCCAGUGGUAUGGAAGGAUGGAAGAGAUUUUUGACGAGCACAGGAAGAUCAUUAAAGAGAAAACAGAACAAUACCAAGAAGGCCUCAAGCUGCGCUGUGACCGGUUCAUGGAGGAGCUGGAGAGCUACGCCAAGCAGUCGGAAGAGUUCUGCGCCUUUGGAGACCUGCAGGAUGUGCAGCGCUACUUGAAAAAGGCCCAGACCUUGAACGCAAAGCUGGACUUAGCAGCAGACAAGAUCGAGCAGUUUAAUGCUGAGGAAGAAGCCUUUGGCUGGCUGCCUUCUGUAUACCCUCAGCGCAAAAGGAUCCAAGACGGGCUGAACCCCUACCUCCGUCUCUACGAGACCGCUGUGGAGUUCAGCAGCAAGUACAGGACGUGGACAGAAGGCCCGUAUAACAAGGUGAACCCGGACCAAGUGGAGACGGACGUGGGGAACUACUGGCGAGGGCUGUACAAGCUGGAGAAGGCCUUCCACGACUCCCCCAGCGCCCUGGCCAUGGCGAAGAAGGUGCGAGCCAAGGUGGAGGACUUCAAGCAGCACAUCCCCCUGAUCCAGGUCGUCUGCAACCCCGGCCUGCGGCCCCGGCACUGGGAAGCCAUGUCUCGAAUCGUGGGCUACUCCCUGCAGCCCACGGACGACUCCACCGUCUUCUCUUUCCUGGACAUGAACCUGGAGCCGUACUUAGAUAAAUUUGAAGGCAUCAGCGAAGCUGCCAGCAAGGAGUAUUCCCUGGAGAAGUCCCUGGAGAAGAUGAUCAGCGAGUGGGAUACCAUGGAGUUUGUCAUCCAUGCCUACAGAGAGUCUGGGACGUACAUUUUGUCCUCCGUCGACGAGAUCCAGAUGCUGCUGGACGACCACAUCGUCAAGACACAGACGAUGCGGGGGUCUCCUUUCAUCAAGCCGUAUGAGAGACAGAUGAGGGAGUGGGAGGGCAAGCUGCUGCUGCUGCAGGAGAUUCUGGACGAGUGGCUCAAGGUGCAGGCCACCUGGCUGUACUUGGAGCCCAUCUUCAGCUCCCCGGACAUUAUGUCCCAGAUGCCUGAGGAGGGCAGACGCUUUACGACUGUGGACAAAACGUGGAGGGACAUCAUGAAAACUGUCAUACAGGAUAAGCAUGUCCUCUCAGUCGUGACUCUUGACAAAAUGCUGGAGAGGCUGAAAAAAUCUAAUGAGCUUCUGGAACUGAUUCUUAAAGGACUGAAUGAGUAUCUGGAAAAGAAACGCCUCUUCUUCCCAAGAUUCUUUUUCUUAUCCAAUGAUGAGCUUCUAGAGAUCCUGUCUGAGACCAAAGAUCCCACGAGGGUGCAGCCUCACUUGAAGAAAUGUUUCGAAGGAAUCGCCAAGGUGGAGUUCACAGAGACUCUGGACAUCACUCACAUGAAGAGCAGCGAGGGGGAGGUGGUGCAGCUGAUAGAGACCAUCUCCACGGCCAAGGCCAGAGGCCAGGUGGAGAAGUGGCUGCUGGAGCUCGAGCGCGUGAUGAUCAGCUCCAUCCACAAGGUGAUCAAAGAUGCCCUUUGGGCCUACACGAAGUCUGAGAGGAUUGUCUGGGUGAGGGAUUGGCCGGGACAGACAGUUCUCUGUGUAUCUCAGACUUUCUGGACAACAGAAGUGCAGACAUCGAUUUCAAAGGGGCAGGAGGAACUUGAACUGUAUUUGGAAAAAUGCAACAAGCAAAUAGAUGACAUCGUCACCUUGGUACGUGGCAAACUGUCCAAACAGAACCGCGUCACUCUGGGAGCCUUGGUAGUGCUGGACGUCCACGCCAGAGACGUGCUCACCUCACUUGUGAAGAAGAAGGUCAGCGAUGACUCCGACUUUGAGUGGCUGAGUCAGCUGAGGUACUAUUGGCAGGAAAACAACUUGGAGACCAAGAUGAUCAACGCCGGCCUGCGCUACGGCUACGAGUACCUGGGCAACUCCCCGCGGCUGGUCAUCACCCCGCUCACAGACAGGUGCUACAGAACCUUGUUCGGAGCCCUGCACCUGCACCUGGGAGGGGCCCCAGAGGGACCCGCCGGCACCGGCAAGACGGAGACAACAAAGGAUCUCGCCAAAGCGGUCGCCAAGCAGUGCGUCGUGUUCAACUGCUCCGACGGGCUGGACUAUCUGGCUCUGGGAAAGUUCUUUAAGGGGCUGCUGUCCUGUGGCGCCUGGGCCUGCUUUGAUGAGUUCAACAGGAUUGACCUGGAGGUGCUCUCCGUGGUGGCCCAGCAGAUCCUCACCAUACAGAGAGGGAUCAACGCGGGUGCUGAGCUCCUGGUGUUUGAAGGAACCGAACUGAAGCUCGACCCCACGUGCGCCGUCUUUAUAACAAUGAACCCCGGCUAUGCCGGGCGCUCAGAGCUGCCCGACAACCUGAAGGCCCUUUUCCGGACAGUGGCCAUGAUGGUACCGGACUACGCCAUGAUCGCCGAGAUAGUCCUGUACUCCUGCGGCUUUGUCACAGCCCGGCCCCUGUCGGUGAAGAUCGUGGCCACGUACCGCCUGUGCUCCGAGCAGCUGUCGUCCCAGCAUCACUACGACUACGGGAUGAGGGCGGUGAAGUCCGUGCUUACGGCUGCUGGGAACCUGAAGCUGAAAUACCCAGAUGAAAAUGAAGAGAUUUUGCUCCUUAGGUCCAUUAUUGAUGUAAACCUGCCCAAGUUCUUGUCACACGAUCUGCCACUCUUUGAGGGAAUCACUUCGGAUCUGUUUCCCGGCGUGAAGCUGCCCAAACCAGAUUACAAUGACCUGCUGGCGGCUAUCAGAGACAACUGUGAGUCCAUGAACCUGCAGAUGACCGAGUUCUUCGCCGAGAAGAUUCUUCAAAUAUACGAGAUGAUGAUUGUGCGUCACGGCUUCAUGAUUGUCGGAGAGCCGUUUGGAGGAAAGACGAGUGCGUACCGCGUCUUAGCCGGAGCACUGAAUGACAUAUGUGAAAAGGGAUUAAUGGAAGAAAACAAAGUUCAAAUCACCGUUUUGAAUCCCAAGUCUGUCACCAUGGGCCAGCUGUACGGACAGUUUGAUCUAGUAUCUCAUGAAUGGUCUGAUGGCGUCCUUGCUGUCAGUUUCAGAGCAUUUGCUGCUUCUGCGACACCAGACAGGAAAUGGUUGAUUUUUGAUGGCCCUGUGGAUGCCGUGUGGAUUGAGAAUAUGAACACUGUGUUGGAUGACAACAAGAAACUCUGUCUCAUGAGUGGGGAGAUCAUUCAGAUGUCACCGCAGAUGAAUCUUAUUUUUGAACCAAUGGAUCUGGAAGUUGCAUCUCCUGCCACUGUGUCCAGGUGUGGCAUGAUUUACAUGGAGCCCCACAUGUUGGGGUGGAGGCCGCUAAUGCUGUCCUGGCUAAACCUUCUGCCUGAAGCCGUCAACGUUAUUCAGAAGGAGUUUAUCACGGGCUUGUUUGACAGGAUGGUCCCUGUCUCUGUGGAAUUCAUUAGAAAGCACACAAAGGAAUUAUCUCCUACUUCAGAUACAAACUUAGUCCGGUCCUUAAUGAAUCUGAUAGACUGUUUUAUGGAUGAGUUUCUUGAUGAAUCCAAGAUGAAGGAGAGAAAUGACCGAGAGGCCUUCUCUUUAAUUGAGGGCAUCUUCCUCUUUUCACUGAUCUGGUCUGUCGGAGCUUCCUGUAGAGAUGACGGCCGGCUGAGGUUUGACAAGAUUCUUCGAGAACUAAUGGAAGGGCCGAUUUCAGAUUUGACCCGAACUAAGUUUAAACUACUGACUGGCACUGAGCAAGGGGUUACAAAAGCACUAACAGUGCCAUUCCCGGAAAAGAAAACAGUUUAUGAUUACCAGUUUGUCAUGGAGGGCACAGGAAGAUGGGAUCCAUGGGUAAAGAAACUGGCAGACGCCCCGCCAAUCCCCAGGGACAUGCUGUUUAAUGAGAUCAUCGUGCCAACUCUGGACACGAUUCGGUACUCUGCCCUCAUGGACCUGCUGACCACACACCAGAAGCCUUCAAUAUUUGUAGGGCCAACGGGAACUGGGAAAAGCGUUUAUAUUAUUAAUUUUCUUUUAAAUCAACUCAACAAGGAGGUCUAUAAGCCUCUGCUGAUCAACUUCUCUGCCCAAACUACCGCAGCCCAGACGCAAAAUAUCAUCAUGUCGAAACUGGACAAGAGAAGAAAGGGCGUGUUUGGUCCUCCUUUGGGGAAGAGGAUGGUUGUUUUUGUAGAUGAUGUCAACAUGCCAGCUCGGGAAGUGUACGGGGCUCAGCCUCCCAUUGAGUUACUGAGACAGUGGCUAGACCACUGGAAUUGGUACGACCUCAAAGAUUGUUCAAUGAUUAAACUCGUGGACAUUCAAAUCAUGUGUGCCAUGGGGCCUCCAGGUGGCGGUCGGAACCCAGUCACCCCCCGCUACAUGCGGCACUUCAACGUCAUCACCAUCAACGAGUUCAGCGACAAGUCCAUGUUCACCAUCUUCUCCCGGAUUCUCACCUGGCAUUUCAAAAUAUGUUAUAAAUUUCCAGAAGAGUUUAUGGAUUUGACAGCACAGAUUGUCAGUGGCACGAUGAUUCUCUAUAAAGAGGCCAUGAAGAAUCUGCUGCCAACCCCGGCUAAGUCUCACUACCUGUUCAACCUCAGGGAUUUCUCCCGUGUCAUUCAGGGUGUGUGCCUGUCGCGACCGGAAACUGCAGAAACCACAGAUGUGAUCAAACGUCUCUGGGUUCACGAGGUCCUCCGGGUGUAUUACGACCGCCUUCUGGACAACGCAGACCGGGGCUGGCUGGUCACCUACAUCCAGGAAGUCCUGAGCAAGUGCAUGGAUGAGAACUUCCACCAGCUGUUUGAAAAGCUGGACUUCGAUCAGGACGGCUACGUGGAGGAGGACGACUUGCGCAGCCUCAUGUUCUGCGACUUCCACGACCCCAAGCGGGAGGACACCAACUACAGGGAGGUCCCCGACGUGGACGGCCUGCGGGUGACCGUGGAGGCCCACCUGGAGGAGUACAACAACAUGAGCAAGAAGACCAUGAACCUGGUCCUGUUCCGAUUCGCCGUGGAGCACAUCAGCCGGAUCUCCCGCAUCCUGAAGCAGCCCCGCAGCCACGCGCUGCUGGUGGGCGUCGGGGGCAGCGGCCGGCAGUCGGUCACCAGGCUGGCUGCCCACAUGGCCGACUACGCCGUGUUCCAGGUGGAGAUCUCCAAGGGCUACGGCACCAGCGAGUGGCGCGAGGACCUCAAGUCCAUCCUGCGCAAGUGCGCGGAGGGGGAGCUGCACGGCGUCUUCCUCUUCACCGACACGCAGAUCAAGAAGGAGUCCUUCCUGGAGGACGUCAACAACCUGCUGAACGCCGGGGAGGUGCCCAACCUCUUCGCGCUGGACGAGAAGCAGGAGAUCUGCGAGAAGAUGCGCCAGCUGGACCGGCAGCGGGACAAGACCAAGCAGACGGACGGGAGCCCCGUGGCCCUGUUCAACAUGUUCAUCGACCGCUGCCGCAACCAGCUGCACGUGGUGCUGGCCAUGAGCCCCAUCGGAGAUGCCUUUCGCAACCGCCUCAGGAAGUUCCCCGCGCUGGUCAACUGCUGCACCAUCGACUGGUUCCAGUCAUGGCCCGAAGACGCACUCCAGGCCGUUGCCUCGCGCUUCCUGGAAGAAAUUGAAAUGUCUGAGGGCAUCCGGGAAGGCUGCAUCAGCAUGUGCAAGUGCUUCCACACGUCGACUAUAGAUCUGUCAACAUCCUUCUUUGUGGAGCUUCAAAGACACAACUAUGUGACUCCCACCUCCUAUCUUGAAUUAAUCUCCACCUUCAAACUGUUGUUGGAGAAGAAAAGAAGUGAAGUGAUGAAGAUGAAGAGGAGAUACGAAGUGGGCUUGGACAAGCUGGACUCUGCUUCCUCCCAGGUGGCCGCCAUGCAGUUUGAGCUCGAGGCCCUGCAGCCACAGCUGAGGGUGGCCAGCAAGGAGGUGGACGAGAUGAUGGUGAUCAUUGAGAGGGAGUCGGUGGAGGUGGCCAAGACGGAGAAGAUUGUGAAGGCGGACGAGAUAGUAGCCAACGAACAGGCUAUGGCCGCCAAGGCCAUCAAGGAUGAGUGCGAUGCUGACCUGGCAGAGGCCUUGCCCAUCCUGGAGUCAGCGCUGUCCGCCCUGGACACCCUCACUGCGCAGGACAUAACGGUGGUGAAGUCCAUGAAGAGCCCACCUGCCGGAGUGAAGCUGGUCAUGGAGGCCAUCUGCAUCUUGAAAGGCAUCAAGGCUGACAAAGUGCCGGACCCCACAGGCUCGGGGAAGAAAAUCGAGGAUUUCUGGGGUCCGGCUAAGAGGCUUCUCGGGGACAUUCGGUUCCUACAGUCGCUGCAUGAGUACGACAAGGACAACAUUCCCGCAGCGUACAUGAACAUCAUAAGGAAGAGCUACAUCCCGAAUCCGGACUUCGUCCCGGAGAAGAUCAGGAACGCCUCCACGGCCGCCGAGGGGCUGUGCAAGUGGGUCAUCGCCAUGGACUCCUACGACAAAGUGGCAAAAAUCGUCGCUCCCAAGAAGGUGAAGCUCGCUGCAGCAGAAGGAGAGCUGAAAAUAGCCAUGGACGGGCUCCGGAAGAAGCAGGCCGCCCUGUACGAGGUGCAGGCCAAGCUGGCCAAGCUGCAGGACACGCUGGAGCUCAACAAGCAGAAGAAGGCUGACCUGGAAAACCAGGUUGACCUGUGCAGCAAGAAGCUGGAGCGGGCUGAGCAGCUGAUCGGAGGCCUUGGGGGAGAGAAAACGCGGUGGAGCCAGACUGCCCUGGAGCUGGGCCAGCUGCACUUCAACCUGACGGGCGACAUCCUCAUCUCCUCAGGGGUCAUCGCCUACCUGGGCGCCUUCACGUCCAACUACCGACAGAACCAGACCAAGGAGUGGACAGCUCUGUGCAAAGAGAGAGACAUCCCCUGCUCUGACGACUACUCCCUUAUGGGCACCCUGGGAGAGGCGGUGACUAUCCGGACCUGGAACAUAGCCGGGCUGCCUUCCGACUCCUUCUCCAUUGAUAACGCGAUCAUCAUCAUGAAUGCGAGAAGGUGGCCUCUGAUGAUCGACCCCCAAGGCCAAGCCAAUAAAUGGAUCAAGAACUUGGAGAAGGCCAAUAGUCUUCACUUAAUCAAACUGAACGAUCCAGACUAUGUCAGGACUCUGGAAAACUGCAUCCAGUUUGGCACUCCAGUGCUGUUGGAAAACGUGGGAGAAGAGCUCGACCCUAUUCUGGAGCCCCUUCUGCUCAAACAGACCUUCAAGCAGGGCGGGAGCACCUGCAUCCGCCUCGGGGACUCGACCAUUGAGUACGCUCCAGACUUCCGCUUCUACAUCACCACCAAGCUGAGGAACCCUCACUAUCUGCCCGAAACGUCAGUGAAGGUGACGUUGCUGAACUUCAUGAUAACUUCUGAAGGGAUGCAGGACCAGCUUUUGGGGAUAGUGGUGGCAAGAGAAAGGCCGGACCUGGAAGAAGAAAAGCAAGCCUUGAUCCUGCAGGGAGCGGAGAACAAAAGGCAGUUAAAAGAAAUCGAAGACAAGAUCUUAGAAAUCCUGUCAUCUUCAGAAGGCAACAUAUUAGAAGAUGAAACUGCCAUUAAGAUACUGUCCUCGUCCAAGGCCCUGGCGGAUGAGAUCUCUCAGAAGCAGGAAGUGGCCGAAGAGACGGAGAAAAAGAUCGACAGCACCCGCAUGGGCUACCGCCCCAUCGCCGUCCACUCGACCAUCCUGUUCUUCUCCAUUGCCGACUUGGCCAACAUCGAGCCCAUGUACCAGUACUCCCUGACCUGGUUUAUCAACCUCUUCAUCCUGUCCAUUGAAAACUCAGAGAAAUCUGAAGUUCUGUCAAAGAGGCUGCAGAUUCUCAAGGACUACUUCACAUACUCGCUCUACGUGAACGUGUGCCGCUCGCUCUUCGAGAAGGACAAGCUGCUCUUUUCCUUCUGCCUGACUGUGAAUCUGCUGCUGCAUGACCACUUGAUUAAUAAGGCCGAGUGGAGAUUUCUGCUAACUGGUGGCAUCGGGCUGGAUAACCCUUACGCCAACCCCUGCACCUGGCUUCCUCAGAAGUCCUGGGAUGAAAUCUGUCGGCUAGAUGACCUGCACGGCUUCAGGACCAUCCGCAAAGAGUUCGUGAACUUGAAGGAUGGGUGGAAGAAAGUGUAUGACAGUCUGGAGCCACACCAUGAAAGUUUUCCCGAGGAAUGGGAGGAUAAAACUAGUGAGUUCCAAAGGAUGCUUGUUAUUCGUUGCUUGAGGCCUGACAAGGUGAUCCCCAUGCUGCAGGAGUUUAUCGUCAACCGGCUGGGGCGCCCCUACAUUGAGCCGCCUCCCUUCGACUUGUCCAAGGCCUUUGGGGACAGCAACUGCUGUGCUCCCCUCAUCUUUGUGCUCUCCCCCGGGGCCGACCCCAUGGCCGCCCUGCUAAAAUUUGCCGAUGACCAGGGGUACGGAGGGUCGAAGCUGAGCUCUCUGUCUCUUGGCCAAGGCCAAGGGCCCAUCGCCAUGAGGAUGUUAGAGAAAGCUGUCAAAGAAGGGACGUGGGUUGUGCUUCAAAAUUGUCACCUCGCCACCUCUUGGAUGCCAACCCUCGAGAAAGUCUGCGAGGAGCUGAGUCCAGAAGCGACCCACCCCGAUUUCCGACUCUGGCUGACAAGUUACCCGUCACCGAACUUCCCUGUGUCCGUCCUGCAGAACGGGGUGAAGAUGACCAACGAGGCGCCGAAGGGCCUGCGGGCCAACAUCAUCCGGUCCUAUCUCAUGGACCCCAUCUCCGACCCCGAGUUCUUCGGCAGCUGCCGGAAGCCGGAGGAAUUCAAGAAGCUGCUGUACGGCCUCUGCUUCUUUCACGCUUUGGUACAAGAGAGACGCAAAUUCGGGCCCCUGGGCUGGAACAUCCCCUACGAGUUCAACGAGACGGACCUGAGGAUCAGCGCGCAGCAGCUGCACAUGUUCCUGAACCAGUACGAGGAGCUGCCCUACGACGCCCUGCGCUACAUGACCGGCGAGUGCAACUACGGCGGCCGCGUGACGGACGACUGGGACCGGCGGACGCUGCGUAGCAUCCUCAACAAGUUCUUCAACGCCGAGCUGGUGCAGAACCCCGACUACAAGUUCGACUCGAGCGGCCUCUACUUCGCCCCUCCGCCCGGCGACCACAAAAGCUACAUCGAGUACACCAAGACCCUGCCGCUGACGCCGGCGCCCGAGAUCUUCGGGAUGAACGCCAACGCCGACAUCACCAAGGACCAGUCGGAGACCCAGCUGCUGUUUGACAAUAUCCUGCUCACACAGUCUCGUUCAGCAGAAGCCGGCGCCAAAUCUUCGGAUGAAGUGGUCAGCGAGGUUGCUGGUGACAUCUUGGGGAAGCUUCCCAACAACUUUGACAUAGAGUCUGCGAUGAGGAGGUACCCCACCACUUACACCCAGAGCAUGAACACGGUGCUCGUCCAGGAGAUGGGGCGGUUCAACAAGCUGCUGCAGACCAUCAGAGAGUCCUGCGUCCACAUCCAAAAAGCAAUCAAGGGGCUGGUCGUGAUGUCCACAGAACUCGAGGAAGUUGUUGGCAGUAUUCUCAAUGUCAAGAUCCCAGUCAUGUGGAUGGGCAAAUCUUACCCAAGCCUUAAACCCCUCGGGAGUUACGUGAACGACUUCCUCGCGAGGCUCAAGUUCUUACAGCAAUGGUACGAGACCGGCCCUCCUCCGGUCUUCUGGCUUUCCGGAUUCUUCUUCACACAAGCCUUUCUGACGGGGGCCCAGCAGAACUAUGCCCGGAAAUACACCAUCCCCAUUGACCUUCUGGGGUUUGACUAUGAAGUGAUGGACGACAAAGAGUACAAGAGCGCUCCGGAGGACGGUGUCUUCAUCCAUGGAUUAUUCCUAGAUGGAGCUUCCUGGAACAGAAAGAUCAAGAAACUUGCCGAGUCGUAUCCCAAAAUUCUGUACGAUACGGUGCCUGUGAUCUGGCUGAAGCCCUGCAAGAGGGCGGACAUACCCGAACGGCCCAGCUACGUGGCCCCGCUGUACAAAACCAGCGAGCGCAGAGGGACGCUGUCCACCACGGGCCACUCCACCAACUUCGUCAUCUCCAUGAUCCUCCCCUCUGACCACCCCAAGGAGCACUGGAUAGGCCGCGGCGUGGCCCUGCUCUGCCAGCUUAACUCAUGAGGAGAGGCACCUCCUUCCAGGGCCUGGAGGAAAAGCUAUGUCUUCAAAGAACUGUUUGUUUCGUGACUUAAAAUCAUUUGGCUGACAGUAUACUUACUUAUGGCUUACAUGAAAAUGCCUCCUCUAUUUUAAAACAACUCACACUUCAGAGUAAAGAAAUGUUCAGAAAUAAAGACACCAGACAUAUUCGUGUAUCUGUCCUUUUUUGGAGACUUUAUUUUGGGAGCGUUCCAUAUGCAUUAGGAACAUACAUAGAAUGACACACCACAUUUGACAAUGAAAAAAACAACAGCAUUUGAUCAUUUCCAGCUUUACAAUUUUUUUUUU